CCAGAAAGAAGGCGCCAAACCGGCUCAGUCCGUAACCAACGGCCUUCGGAUCGACCCACCGCGUACCGGGACGCGGUAGCCACCAACGACCCAAGCCGGCCACUACGGAAAUCAUCAUACAUGUAGCUGUUCCCGUAGCAUCUGAACUGCACCUGCGUCGGUAUGUGUGUGUGUGUGUUUGGUGAAGACGCAGUUAUUACCGGUCCGUUCAUCUGCAAAGAAGAGGUACAGGACCAUUGUGUUUGAUAGCAGUUUUGUACACUGUAGUCUCCUGGGCAGCAUACCCUUGUCCCAGAACCAGAGAAAGUAGACCUGUUCAGUAUCACCGAAAAAAAUCAUUGUCGGUUCGUGUGUCCGUCGGUGACAACGAGGUCUAAACGACAACGGUAACAUCGUUGCGUUGUUUUCUCUCGAUCGAGUCAGCGUGAUGUGGUGAUGAUAAGCCACUAGUGUGACUUGUGCUGGAAAACCGAAGCUGCACUGUAUCUGCAGCUAUCCAGUAUUUACGAACAAUGCCGUUUGACUUCUGGGAUGAUGUUGUCCUGCCAGCAUGGCAUGACAUAGCUCAAUGCCAGAUUACACAUGAAGCAUUCAAGAAAGCCGUCAUGGCAAUUGAUGAACAUCAUCCACGUAUCAGCAGAGAUCCCACGCUGAGGGGAUAUGUGAUGAGUUGGAAGGAGUUUGUUAAAACCAACAGGAGUUCAGAAGUGGAUAUGUUAGCCGGAUAUGUUAGCUGUGUUACUUGCUACAAGAGAGGGCAAUCAGGUGUCCAGAACUUCAUUCAAGACAUUCAGUCUUCAACUUUCCCGUCCAAUGUUGCUGUUGGUGGACUGCUGGAGAGAAUUUGGCAAGCUCGUAAGAAUGAUCAUCCUGAUGAAGAUGUCAAGGAUCCAUAUUUCUUCACAAGGGUUGUCAAGAGCAACCUACCACAGAUCAUCGCCAACCUAGCGACCGUACCAGAUAUAGUGCUCACUGAAGUAUUUGGAGAUGUCACCCUGGAUGAAGAGUAUAUCAGCACUUAUCGAACGGCAUGUGAGGUGGCCGGUCAUGUGCGUGAUCUUCCACUUUGCUGUCAAGCAGUAAUUGGGCGGUUUUUACUGUUCCCAGUGAGCUGCUUUAUGUUUCUCUUUUAUGACUUGCACCACCCUGAUCUCACUCAACGACUGGAUAAAGAUUUCCUGAUCAAGAUCGACCGUGAGGCAGGAUGUGAUGGGAGUAGUCUUGUCCAACUGUUGAAUUUGGCUAUUGAUUUACAGAGCGAUAGUAAGUGACAAUUUGAAGACUGCAAUGCAAGUUAAAGAAUGUCCAUGAUGGUGAAUCCUAGUCAAUGGAUGAUGCUGAUCUUUGUAUUAGUGUACAUACCAGCUGAAGGUUAUAUGAAAAUACAGUU
Messenger RNA from Sycon ciliatum, 1390 nucleotides. RefSeq lists its product as uncharacterized. The record is from RefSeq and is a predicted model, not a curated record. NCBI's taxonomy places the organism in Eukaryota, Metazoa, Porifera, Calcarea, Leucosolenida, Sycettidae. The transcript has 3 exons. Bases 513 to 1271 code for a protein of 252 amino acids.